AUGAAACCUUCUGAUGCAAUUACUUCAGUCGCUUCACCUGCUUCAUCUAAUACCACACAAUUGUGGACAGUAAAAUAUCGCAAAAAUCUUGAGAAAAGAUCAGAUAGCUGGAAUUUCUUAGAUUAUGGUAUGUCUUUUGCAGAAAUAGCGACAAAAGAAAUAUUCAGAGAUGAGUACAGAUUACAUAGAGAUAGAUUGAAAAAUAGAGGAGGUUUAUUUCUUGAACAAUUAAUUGAGCCGUACACGAAUAGGAUGAUGAAAUGGUCGCAUUUUUUGGCAAAGAAUAACUUAUGUAAAGGACCAGAACCGUUAUGGUACAAGAAAUUAAGUGAAAUGGUGAUAGAUGUCGAAGAGGAUGACAGGGUUGUCAAACACAUUACUUCAUUUCAAGAAAUCUUGACGAGGGAAAACAAUACUAAGGAAAGAAUUAUUGCCUAUAUAAAGACAAAAAGAUCGAGAAGUAAAAAUUAUGAUGAAGUGGGUAAACAUUUAAUUGUGCAUGAAGAGUUGGAGAAUGAGAAUGAAAAGUUUAACUCGCCAUUCUUAAUAGCGACGAUGACAAAAGGGAGGAAAAUUGAGAAUAGUGGAGAUGAGAGUAUAGUGAAACCAUAUAUGACAUCAGAAAAUAUAGAAGCGCAAAAUGAAUCAGUGAUAGAGUCGAAUAUAAAAGAAGUGAAAGAAAUGGACGCGAAUGUUAUGUUGAUUGAUGACAACAAGAUGGACAGUAUGGAUAAUAAAAGAAUAAGAGGAUUCAUUGGCAAAGAAGUAAUAGUGAAUGUGGGUGCAGAUAUUCAAAAAGGGAGAGAAUUGUGUUUGAAUGGGUUUUUUGGGAACGAGCUAAUACCAAAAAAUAAAAUAAGAACAGAUCUAAAUAUCAUUGAAUGGUUAUAUAGUUAUUGUAAAAUGGGGAGUGCAAGGAGAGAACUAGAUGAUAAAUUGUAUAUAUAUUUAAAUUUUAUCAAUACGCUAUUGGAGUUAAAGAACGUAAAGAUGUUAGUUAAAGACGACAAAGCUGAGAUACAAAAAGAAAUUCAAGACGGGAAGUUUGCGUUAAGAUGGAAUUAUAUUCCGAUAGAAGGUGCAUUCAGAUCAUGGCUUAAAGAGUUGAGUUUUAAUAACACGAAAAUUGACAUAAUGUUAUUGGAUUAUGUUAGAGAUUGUUUCAUAGAAUCAGAUGGAAGGAAUAUAACGAUAGAUUGGAGCGCAUCAUUUAAGUUAAUAAAUAACGAGAUUACAACGUCAAAAAACGUUACGAACAGAGAUGAUGCUACGACAAGAAGUUUCAGAGUCAAGAAUUUCUUGAAAAUUCUGCCAACAUUACAAAGUGUUAUGGGAAAGGAAAGUGUGGGUAUCGACGAAAUUUUGAAUAAUGACGGUGGCGUAUGCAAUGGAGAAGAAAAAGUUCGUUUUAAAGAAAGGAUUAUAGAUUUGGCGGAGAAUUGCUCGUUAAUAACAAAAACAGAAAAGUUAAUAUAUGAAAUAAAAAGAGGAAUUGUAAACAAGAAAUGGUGGACGCUCUGCAAGAUUAAAGGCCAGCAUGAGUUACAAUUUCGCAUAUUUGAUGAAUUUAUGAGGAAAUACAGCAACAAAUUUGGAUUAACAGGUGUAAUGAUACGAUUGAAUUAG
Rhizophagus irregularis DAOM 181602=DAOM 197198 is the source of this 1626-nucleotide messenger RNA. Lineage: Eukaryota; Fungi; Glomeromycota; Glomeromycetes; Glomerales; Glomeraceae. The record is from RefSeq and is a predicted model, not a curated record.